AAUGCCACAUCACUGUAAGUAACAUUAGUGAAUCACUAACAAAAGAUGGGAAUAAAAUUUUUAAUUUUUGUUUCCCUCUUAAUAUUUGGGAAUGUUUCGUCAUCUUCAAGAGAAAAUAGCUUUGUAGUGUCAUCAGAGAACACAAGAACUGUAAGAAUGGUUAAUGAAUAUGAUUUGCCGGAAGUAUUUGAAAUGGAUAUAAACUCUAAAAUUGCCAAUAAUUUUGCAACAACUUUGGUAACGACUAAAGUAAGAAGUAGAGGGAUAGCUGCCAAGGAAACAACUUUCACUGUAGUGUUGCCAGAAACAGCAUUUAUUUCUGAAUUCAUCAUGGAAGUUGGAACAAAACGUUACAGAGCCUUCGUGAAAGAAACGGAAGAGGCCAAAAACAUUUACGAUACAGCCGUUGCCAGUGGGCGAACUGCAGCUCAUGUGUCUAUAAGCGCCAGAGACUCCAAUAAAUUCACCGUUUCUUUAAAUGUGGAACCUCAUUUGAGAGUUAUGUUCCUCCUGACUUACGAAGAAUACCUUCAGCGUAAAAAUGGACAGUACGAGUUAGUUCUGAACAUUCAUCCUGGACAAGUUGUUCAAAAUUUGCGUGUAAAGGUUACGAUUAAGGAAAACAGACCGCUAAGAUUUGUCAAGACUCCAUCCAUUAGGUCCGGAAACGAGAUAGGUAAAGAAGAAGAUAGACUAAAUCCAUCUGCUGAUAUUCGAUUAUUAAAUUCGACAAUGGCUGUUGUCACGUUUAAUCCCAAUUCUGAAAAGCAGAAACAGUUUGCCCGUUAUCUAGGAACGAAACAAACAAAUGGAUUGUCUGGACAAUUUGUAGUCCAGUAUGAUGUUGAGAGAGAUUCUGCUGGAGGGGAGAUAUUCUUGCAAGACGGUUAUUUUAUCCAUUUCUUUGCACCAACUGAUUUGCUCCCAUUGUCAAAACAUGUAGUCUUUGUCCUGGAUACCAGUACAAGUAUGCGCGGAAAAAAAUUAAAUCAGCUGAAGAAUGCAAUGAAGGGCAUAUUAAAGCAAAUUAGAAAUGGAGAUAAAGUGACCAUUAUAGAAUUUGAAACAAAUGUUAAAGUGUGGAAUGUCUUUUCCAGAACGGCGACGAUUAUUGACAGAAACAUUAAUUACUCUGAUCCAUUCUAUAAAUUAAGUAGACAAAAUUUACCCCUUCCUAAAGAAUUUAAUGGAUAUGUACUAAAGAAAACCCAAAAAGUUGUUGACGCAAUGGUUGCUCGUGGAGCCACAAACAUAAUCGCUGCUCUCGAGACAGCCUUGUAUGUUAUAAAGGCUGAUCAAGAGCGCAGUGCUAUGGAUAAUAAUAAAAAACAUCAACCAAUUAUGGUAUUUUUAACUGAUGGUGAACCAAACGGUGGUAUAUCAUCAACAGACAAAAUCAUCGAAGUGGUAACGCAACUAAAUUCGCAAAACAAUAAAGUUCCUAUAUACUCUCUGUCUUUUGGAAAUGGCGCCAAAAAAGAUUUUUUGAGAAAGUUAUCCUUAAAAAAUCAAGGAUUUUGGAAACAUAUCUACGAGGCAUCAGAUGCUUCUCUCCAGUUGCAGAAUUUCUACAAAGAGAUAUCGUCCCCUUUGCUGACUAGUGUAAAAUUCGAAUAUGAGUCUGAAGUUAAGGAAGUUACUGUAACAGAGUUUCCAAUUUAUUUUAAUGGAUCAGAGCUAGUUGUGGCUGGAAAAUAUGAAGAUUUAUAUUUUCCUCCAACUGUCAGAUGCGUUGGUCCAGGGGGUCCUACAACAUUAAGACCAACAAUCUUGGGAAAACCGAUAACCCAGUUGGAGAGGUUAUGGGCAUACUUGACCGUUAAACAGUUACUGGACCGAAGAAACUCUGCAGGCAAUAAUACGGAAUUAACAAAAAGAGUCGUUGAUUUGGCUCAAAAAUAUACCUUCGUUACUGAUGUCACGUCUCUUGUGGUAGUAAAACCUAGUGGUAACUCUGUUGUUGAAAUAGAAAGCGCCAGUGUGGCUCCUGUCACUUUCUUGAGUCGCUUCGGGUUUGGUUCUGUAAAUGACGAUGAAACUGAAAAUGAAAUUGAGCCUGAAACUGAAGCUCCUUCCCUUCUCAGCGUUUUACCCUGGCUGGGAUCGGUAUUGCAAACAAAUGAAACUAUUACUGUGGGCCCAAAUGCUUAUGAAUUAGGAAAUAACUACAACACGAAUACGGAAGUAGAAUGUCCAAAAACACCAGUCAAUACUACAGAGCCUGGUAUCUGUGUCCUUUUAAAGGAUUGCUCGGAGGUUUAUAAAGAUUUGAAAAAUUUUCAGACCUACCAAAGUUAUUUCUGUCCAGUGGAUACCAAAUACGCGGGAAUCUGUUGUCCAAAGGAAUAAUAACAAAGUAAAAAAAUUGUGAAAACAUUUCGAUUUUAAUAUAUGUAUGUGAACAAAUAUUCAAAUAAAUAAUUUU
Messenger RNA from Anoplophora glabripennis (Asian longhorned beetle), 2425 nucleotides. Its product is annotated as inter-alpha-trypsin inhibitor heavy chain H3. Bases 46 to 2349 code for a protein of 767 amino acids. The record is from RefSeq and is a predicted model, not a curated record. NCBI's taxonomy places the organism in Eukaryota, Metazoa, Arthropoda, Insecta, Coleoptera, Cerambycidae. The transcript has 12 exons.